AUGCACGCCCCCUCCGCACCCGCCGCCCUAGCCGCCCGCCCCCAGGGCCUGGGCCCGCGCCAGGCGGCAUCCCACUGCUGUGCGCUGCGAUCGGCGUGCGCCCCGGUGGAGGCAUCCCGGCCGAGGCGCGCGGACGGCAGGCGGACGGACGGACGGAAUGAUGACGCAUUCCUCGGCGCCGCGGUUGGAAGAGGCCUGGGGCAAGACGCGGAGAGGGGGGGAACGCAGAUCGUCGAGGCGUUGCCCGGUGAUGGAUCCAGGGGGGGCGCAUGGCAGUGGGAUGCUGGGAGUGAUUUGCCGUCCACAUCCGGGCAUUGGGUCAGUGGCGCGAUCGAUCGGCAGGGCGGGCGUUCUCCGAGGGUGGCGAGACGGGAUCUCGAGUCCGGAGUGGUCGCGAAGGCUGCGUCAGGGGGGAAUGGGGCGGGGACGGGGGCAUCGGGGGUCGUGACGACGGGGAUUGUGGAGGUGCGGCCGGAGACGGUGAAGAGCGACGGGCCCGGGCCGGGGCUGCAGUUCGGCGUUUCGGCCGCGCAGGGCCCCAGGGCGACGAUGGAGGACGAGGCGAUCGUCUUCCCCGACGGGAAGUGCGGGUUCAUGAUGGCGAUGGUCUUGGAUGGCCACGACGGGCUUCCCGCUGUCCAAUGGCUGGCGGACCACAUGUUUGACAUCUUCUCAGAUGUCAUUGACGAUGAAAUGUUCAGUGGCACCUGUUCAUUGGACCUGGUCGACGGCAAAACAGGGCUGUGCUGCCCUGUCAACAUUACGCCAGUGUUGAUGAAGAGUUUCGAAUCUGCAGAUAAGGAGCUGCUGGAGCAUCUGAAGGAGAAGUCUGGCGUCCGGGCGGCAAAGUCAGGUUCAACAGCAACCAUCGCACUUGUGAAGCGAGACCGCAUAAUUGUUGCAAAUGUGGGCGACUCCCGAGCAGUGCUUUGCAGGAAUGGGGCAGCUUUUGAUUUGACAACAGAGCACAGGGUCUGUGGGAAUGGCACGGCCGUUCAGCCAGAGAUUGAGAGGGUCAAAUCUGUUGGUGGAUGGGUCAGUGACGGUCGUGUGUGCGAUGUGCUGGCGGUGUCGAGAGCAUUUGGCGACUGGGAGUUCAAGGGGGAGGGACGCCAGCAUGGACUUGCAGAAAGUGUGGAGGAGGGUUUCAUAUCCAGAGAGUUUGCAGCCAAGGUCCAUUUCACUGGAGACCCAAUAGUGGCCACGCCUGAUGUGACAGAGCUUGCCUUGGGAGAAACUGACGAGUUUGUCAUCAUCGCAACCGAUGGAUUGUGGGAUGCCAUGCCAAGCGCAGAUGCCGUCAGAUAUGCAAGCCGUGAGAUUGAAAAGGGUAAGUCGUCCCAGCAAGUUGCCGAUGGCCUUGUGGACCUGGCACUCAAGCGUUACACCUCGGACAAUGUCGCUGCCGUUGUUAUUGAUCUGGUGGGCGCCGCAGCCCGGCGGAAAAGGAGAGCCACUGGACAAGCAGCCAAGAAGAAGGCUGGCGUGUGGGGAUUUUGA
Ostreobium quekettii is the source of this 1500-nucleotide messenger RNA. The record is from the annotation of a GenBank genome assembly. NCBI's taxonomy places the organism in Eukaryota, Viridiplantae, Chlorophyta, Ulvophyceae, Bryopsidales, Ostreobiaceae.